Molecule: messenger RNA, 536 nt
Organism: Dothidotthia symphoricarpi CBS 119687
Lineage: Eukaryota; Fungi; Ascomycota; Dothideomycetes; Pleosporales; Dothidotthiaceae
Product: HIT-like protein
Exons: 4
Coding region: 1-405 (134 amino acids)
Biological process (GO): nucleotide metabolic process
Molecular function (GO): catalytic activity
Source: RefSeq, a predicted model, not a curated record
AUGUCCGCCGCCUGUAUCUUCUGCAAAAUCAUCAAGGGGGAUAUCCCCUCGUUGAAGAUCUUCGAGAGCUCGAAGACACUCGCAUUUCUUGACAUCGGACCUCUGAGCAAAGGACAUUCUCUCAUUAUUCCCAAAUACCACGGCGCAAAACUGCACGAAAUCCCCGAUGACCAGCUCGCCGAGGUACUGUCAGUAACGAAGAAGAUCGCGAUCGCACAAGGUGUGGAAGACUACAACAUCUUGCAGAACAACGGAAGGAUUGCGCAUCAGGAGGUGGACCAUGUGCACUUCCAUUUGAUUCCCAAGCCAAACAAGGAGGAAGGAUUGACUGUUGGGUGGCCUACCAAGCCGGCGGAUAAAGAUGAGUUGAAGAAACUGUUGGAGGAGAUCAAAUCGAAGAUGUGAGGGGUGGGUGGGCGAGACGCAGGAGAAGUCUGACUUCACAAUGCAAUAUAACCAUUGCAUCGCAAUAGCGAAGGAGAAAUUGAAUUCUCGAAAGCUUUCCUUCUGAGAUAUUGUGUCUAAUGACCCUUGAA